Messenger RNA from Ilex paraguariensis (yerba mate), 214 nucleotides. Lineage: Eukaryota; Viridiplantae; Streptophyta; Magnoliopsida; Aquifoliales; Aquifoliaceae. The record is from the annotation of a GenBank genome assembly.
GCACAGGCACAGGCACAGGCACAGGCACCUCCUCCUGGUUACUUUGAGGAAGAUCUUUAUUUGAGAAAGAAAGCAAGUAUGCGUAGGUGGCUCUGUUGUACUUGUCAGGUAGAAGAGUCCAACCCACCAAAUGACAGUAACAUCCUCAAAAGUCCGAGAAAUCAUGCAGACGUGUUUCCUCCUCUUGCAAAGUUACUAAUUUGAGUCUGAUGCA